UCUUGAGACAGACCGGCUCCGAGCUCCUGGCCAAACCUUGGAAUUCCAUUAGCACUCUAGACGACGAUUUAGAUCGUGCUCUUGGCGGCGGCAUCCCUACCGGGUAUAUCACCGAGAUCACGGGCGAAAGCGGCGCCGGCAAGACGCAAUUCCUCCUAACACUGCUCCUCGCCUGCCAACUCCCGCCACCCCGGGGUCUCGGCCGUCCCGCAUUGUACAUCUCCACCGAAGCACCGCUCUCCACACAGCGAUUGUCUCAAAUGCUAACCAACCACCCCUAUCUGCGCACCCUCCCUCCAACCGAGCGCCCAACUCUCGACGGCAUCGUAGGCACCAUGACUCCAGACCUCGAGUCGCAGGACCACAUCCUAAGCUUCCAGGUCCCGGUCGAAGUGUCCCGGCGCAACGUAGGCCUCCUAAUCCUAGACUCCGUCGCAGCCAACUACCGGGCCGAAUUCGAGCGCGGCACCGGCGGCGCGAAAGGCGGCGCUAAUCUCGCCGCCCGCAGCCACGAGCUCGUGCGCCUGGGCCAGCAACUGCACGAUCUAGCGCGGAGACACGAUCUCGCCGUCGUAGUAGCGAACCAAGUCGCAGACCGCUUUGCAGGGCCUGCUAAGAGCAGUGCCCCGCUACCAUUCUCGCUGCCCCGCGUGUCGCAGGAAAGCCCGCUCGCAAGCCGAACCAGAGGCAGGCCCGCGGCGCCGCUGCCGCUGCAGCUCUCCGGCCUGGAGCCCCCUAGCAGCGGCACCGCCGAGCUCCUGCGCUCCAGCAUGCCGGAGCCACCUCCCGAGGAAACCCCCGCCCCUCCAGCCCUGCUCCUCGACCACCAGCAGCGGUGGUUCACAGGCUGGGGCGACGAGCACCCGUACCCCUUCGGCAGCGGCGAUCAUAACCUAAAGACGCCUAGCCUAGGCCUGAUCUGGUCGACGCAGAUCGCGGCGCGGCUGGCGCUGUUCAAGAGGCCGGUCUACGGGCGGAAGGAAGUACUCGACGACGAGGACGGGGAGAGCACGACCGUGUUGCGGAAUUGGCGGAGGUGGAUGAAAGUUGUUUUCGCGCCGCAUGUCCCGGGGACGGGGCCGGGACUGGAUGGGGCGGUGGAGUUUGAGGUUACGAUGGGGGGAUUGCGGGCUGUGGAUAGGAAGAAGAAGAAGGGAAAGGGAAAGGGAAAGAGGGCAGACGGGGAGGAAGAGGAAGAGGAAGAGGAAGAGGAAGAGGAAGAGGACGAGGGGAGAGAGGCGUGAGAAUAAAUAUAUGGCCCGGGUUUAUGUAUAUCAUAUGGAUGAAUUCGGAGACUCUUGGCAUAUACAUAUAAGCCUUACUACAGUAAAUAAACAAAUUGCAUACA
Daldinia loculata is the source of this 1348-nucleotide messenger RNA. RefSeq lists its product as uncharacterized. The transcript has 2 exons. Gene Ontology annotation, biological process: DNA recombinase assembly; mitotic recombination; DNA repair. The record is from RefSeq and is a predicted model, not a curated record. Lineage: Eukaryota; Fungi; Ascomycota; Sordariomycetes; Xylariales; Hypoxylaceae. Bases 261 to 1244 code for a protein of 327 amino acids. Gene Ontology annotation, molecular function: ATP binding; double-stranded DNA binding; ATP-dependent DNA damage sensor activity.